AUGGCAGGAGAGGUGCCUUUGGAGAUCUUACAGAACUUGCAACAGCAAAUUCAGGAGAUGAGGGCAGAAAUCGCAACAAUAAGGGCGGAACAAGCGAACCGAGUAGGAGGUCAUUCCGACCGCUCUGUCAAUGUAGAAACCUAUCAUUCGGACACUGGGGAACAACCUCUUACUCAAGGUGAGAGGCGACAGGAGCAACAAAAUCCUGUGCGUGGAGAGGAAGUUGCAGGAGUCAAUGGACGAGGUGGAGGCAGAGAUAACGGAAGAUCGGUAAGUAGAGUCGGGAGUAGAAACAGAGGACGAGGAAGAGGUCGGAGUAAUGAGAGAGGUGAUCCUCAUCAUCGAGAUGAGAGGCAGAGAAACGAGGAUCAAAAUCCUCCAUAUGGUGAUCAGGCGGAGGGGUUGCAUCCUUUCACGCAAAGGGUAAUGCAGGCAAUCAUACCAGAGAACAAAGUACUGCCCUCAAUGGAGAAGUAUGGAGGCUCCUCUGACCCUAUUAAACAUUUGCGAUCUUUCGUAGAUGCCAUGGCAGUAUAUUCGUCCGAUGAACUAGUAUGGUGUAGAGUUUUUUCUCUUUCGCUAAAAGAGGAAGCAUUGGAUUGGUUCCAUUCACUACAACCCGGAACCAUCGACAACUUCGCCGAAUUACGCCAGCUAUUUACUCAACAGUACGCUGCGAGUAAGACGCCCGGAGUGACUUACACGGCCCUAGUAAGAAUGAGGCAAGGACGAGACGAGUCCCUCAAAAUAUUUAUGGAUCGGUUCAACCGUACCGCUAGGCAAGUGCGGAAUGCCGAUCAACGACUGGUGGUGAGUGCUUUAACCACUGCAUUGCAACCUGGUCCAUUUUGUGACUAUCUCCACGCCGAAGAACCUCAAAGCAUGGACGAACUACAAAACAAAUUGGCCAGUUUCAUUCGCAUAGAAGAAGGAAGAGCCCAUCAACGUGGGAGAGAGGAGCGAGAGUCAAUGCCCCGACCGGCCAAAAUGACACCCGGACCACAGUCCGGUGGCAAUAACAGGAGAGGAGGCUACAGAGGCAAAGAGCGUAACCAAGUACAACAGUAUAUUCACCAUACCCCCUUGAAUGCACCAAGGGCGAGAGUUUUGGAGGAGGCAUUAAGGGCCGAUCUACUAGCGGUGGUACAAAUACCUACGCCUAGAGGAGCUGAUGAAACCAAAUAUUGCCGAUAUCAUCAAAAUCGGGGCCGCACAACUGAAGAUUGUCUUACUUUGAAAAAUAAGUUGGAAUCUUUAGUUCAGGCCGGACACCUUCAGAAGUUCGUCCAUAGGGGAAGAGUGCCAACCAGAUCCGAUCGGCUCCCAUCUCAAUCAGAAUCCCGAAAAAGGAGUCGCCCUAGAGCUGAUCGAAGUAGAAGCAGAAGUGCGGACCGAACGAUACGAGGAGUAAUCAACACUAUUUCUGGAGGGUUUGCAGGCGGUGGAUCGACGUCAGCCGCCCGCAAGAGGCACUUAAGAAGCUUACACAGCUCCCACCGAACAGACACCCCAAAAAGAUCCAUGCCCACCAUCACUUUUUCGGAUGACGAUUUUCACGCACCGGACUUGGAGCAAGAUGACCCGAUGGUGAUAACAGCAAUGAUUGCCAGGUACAAAGUGAGUAAAGUCUUAAUAGAUCAAGGAAGUUCGGCCAACAUAUUAUAUUGGAAGACUUUCAAGCAAAUAGAUAUAUCGGAGGAUGCGAUCUUGCCUUUCAAUGAACAGAUAGUAGGAUUCGCAGGAGAGAGAGUAGAUACAAAGGGAUAUGUUGAUUUGAGAACCAGUUUGGGAGCCGACAGGGAGGCUAAGGAAAUGAAGGUUCGGUUCCUGCUAGUAGAAGCCGACACGUCAUAUAACGUUUUACUGGGAAGACCGUGCUUAAACAUGUUUGGGGCUAUCGUCUCGACCCCACACUUAGCUUUAAAAUAUCCCAUCGAUGACAGAAAGGUUGCCACCGUUCGGGCCGACCAGAAAAUGGCUCGUGAAUGCUACACUGCAGGUUUGAAGGUCAAGCCCAGAGGUACUACUUUCUCAGGCCACCGAUCAGAAGUCGCUAUGAUGGAAUUAGACCCUCGAACACAAUUUGACGAUCGGGUGGAACCCCUAGGGGAUACACGUCCUAUUGUUAUUGGGCAGCAGGAGGAUCAAUGUACUACCAUAGGGCGCAAUCUUACUACCGAUCAAGCAACCUUAAUAGAAGAACUGUUGCUGAAAAAAAAAGAUUUGUUUGCAUGGCAAGCAGCUGAUAUGCCAGGUAUUCAUCCUGACAUCAUAUCCCAUAAACUGUCACUGUUCAAGGAUGCCCGACCAGUUGCCCAGAGAAAGCGGAGGUUAGGCAACGAGAAAAGAAGAGCGGUAGAGGAAGAAGUAACAAAAUUAUUGGAAGCCGGGUUUAUACGAGAAGUGAAGUAUACUACAUGGUUGUCAAAUGUGGUGAUGGUCAAGAAGCCGAACGGCAAGUGGAGAAUGUGCACGGAUUUUACAGACCUUAAUAAGGCAUGCCCGAAGGACACGUAUCCCCUUCCAAGCAUCGAUGGCUUAGUAGAUGGAGUUUCCGGAUACGAAAUCUUAAGUUUUUUAGAUGCAUAUUCGGGAUAUAAUCAAAUCUCCAUGUAUCAACCCGAUCGGGAAAAAACGGCCUUCAUAACGGAACGCUCCAAUUAUUAUUAUGAGGUAAUGCCGUUCGGGCUAAAAAAUGCAGGAGCAACAUAUCAACGACUCAUGGAUAAGGUCUUUCAACAUCAAAUAGGAAGGUGUAUGGAAGUGUACGUAGAUGAUAUGGUAGUGAGAAGCCGAUCGGUGGAAGACCACUUGCGGGAUUUGGCCGAAGUUCUGGAUCAAGUGCGGAAGUUCGGAAUGAGAUUAAAUCCUCUCAAGUGCACGUUCGGAGUGUCUGCAGGAAAAUUCUUAGGUUUCAUGCUUACUUCCCGAGGCAUUGAAGCCAACCCGGAUAAAUGCCGCGCUAUUUUGGAAAUGAGGAGUCCGAGUAGUUUGAAGGAGGUACAACGGUUGGUCGGGAGACUUACGUCGUUAUCCCGAUUCAUACCCAAAUUAGCUGAGCGAAUUCAGCCGAUUCUAAAGCUGCUGAAGAAACAAAAAGAGGUAGAUUGGAGCGAUCGGUGUGAAGCGGCAUUUGACGAAGUCAAGCGAAUUCUCUCUAACCCUCCGGUUAUGAGACGCCCGGACUAUGGCUGUGAUUUGCAUCUAUUCUUGGCGGUCGGUGAAGAAGCGGUCAGCGCCGCAUUAGUGCAGGAAAUUCCUGAGUUUCGACCAGUGUAUUUCAUCAGUCGGGUAUUGAAGGAACCUGAAACCAGGUAUCAACAACUGGAAAAAAUAGUCCUAGCACUUGUGAUCGCCACCCGAAGACUCCGUCCCUACUUGCAAGGAAACCAGGUAAUUGUCCGAACAGAUUACCCUAUUUCGAAAAUUUUGCGAAAACCCGACUUAGCAGGUAGGAUGAUUGGCUGGUCCAUCGAACUUUCUGAGUUCGGUCUGAGGUACGAACCACGAGGAUCAGUCAAGGGCCAGCACCUUGCUGAUUUCGUGGCCGAGCUCCCAAGGAGAUCGGUCCAUUGCCACUCAUGGACAUUAUAUGUAGAUGGAUCGUCCGGCCUUAAAGGAGGUGGAGCGGGCGUGGUCUUAGAAGGACCGAACGGAAUAGUUGUUGAACAGGCCUUGAUCUUUCGGUUUAAAACCAGCAAUAACCAAGCUGAGUAUGAGGCCUUAAUAGCCGGCCUUGAGCUAGCACACGACUUAGGAGUUAAAGAGCUUUGUUGUAAGACGGAUUCACAGCUGGUAGCGGGUCACAUGAACGACACCUUCCAAAUUAAGGAUGAUCAACUUCUCAAAUAUUCCCACAGAGUUAAGCAACUGUUCGCACACUUUGACAGCAUCGAAGUCAAUCACAUUCCCAGAAGCGACAAUCAAAGAGCUGAUCGGUUAUCAAAAUUAUCCACUGGUAAAGAGAAGGGCCAUCUAUCNUCCUUGGUCCGGCAGAUAAUUUUCAAGCCUGCAGUUGAAUGUUUACAAAUCUAUUCCGUUGCCGAACGAGACGAUUGGAGAAGAGAAAUUGUAAAGCUAAUUCAGCAACAAGAGGCAGGAGUAACUCUCCGAACGGAAGAAGCGAAGCAGGUUGCCAGAUACGUCAUGGUCGGUGAAGAACUAUACCGAAGAGGGUAUGUCACCCCAAUGUUGAAGUGCAUAUCUAAAGAUGAGUCCGAAUACGUGAUGCAAGAACUACAUGAAGGAAUUUAUGGGAGGCACGGCGGUGGCCGUUCGUUAAGGGCCCGAGCGUUACGGGCAGGAUUUUACUGGCCAACAAUGGAGAAGGAUUGCCAAACCUUUGUUGUCAAGUGUUUGGCUUGCCAGAAACAUGGGAAUAUAAUACACACACCAGCAGCGGUACUUUCAGCCAUAGUAUCUCCAUGGCCCUUUGCUCAAUGGGGAAUGGACAUAGUAGGUCCAUUUCCAACCGGUCGGUCUCAGUUCAAGUUUCUCUUGGUUGCAAUUGACUAUUUUACCAAAUGGGUGGAGGCUGAGCCACUAGCUAAAAUAUCAGCUUCCCAGUUGGGAAUCAUCAUUCAAGAGUUGAAGAAAAAGUUAGGCGAGGCCAAAGGAGCAUGGGCGGACGAGUUGCAACAGGUAUUGUGGGGAUACCGAUGCUCUCCACAUAGUGCCACAGGGGAGUCACCCUUUAACCUCACGUACGGGUCUGAUGCAAUGCUGCCAGUAGAGGUCGGGGAGACUACGCUACGGCGAGAUAUUAACAAUAUGAGUGAGAACGAAGAGCAUCUUAGAAGCAAUUUAGAUAUUCUUCCCGAACGGCGUGAUAUGGCAGNCGUUCACUUGGAAGCCCAUAAAAGGCUUGUUGCUCGACGCUAUAAUACCAAAGUCAAACCAAGACAAUUCGUAGAAGGAGAUCUAGUGUGGAGACGAACGGGUGAAGCGAGGAAAAAUCCAACACAUGGAAAAUUAUCGGCUAACUGGGAAGGACCGUUCAGGGUGAAAGAGAAUCUGAACAAUGGUGCAUACCGCUUGGAGUACUUGAAUGGAAAACCUAUUCCCAACACCUGGAACAUUUCUCAUUUAAAGUUCUAUUUUAGUUAA
Messenger RNA from Vigna radiata var. radiata (mung bean), 5106 nucleotides. RefSeq lists its product as uncharacterized. The transcript is spliced from 2 exons. NCBI's taxonomy places the organism in Eukaryota, Viridiplantae, Streptophyta, Magnoliopsida, Fabales, Fabaceae. Gene Ontology annotation, molecular function: RNA-DNA hybrid ribonuclease activity; nucleic acid binding. The record is from RefSeq and is a predicted model, not a curated record. The coding region runs from base 1 to 5106 and encodes 1701 amino acids.